Thunnus maccoyii (southern bluefin tuna) is the source of this 2807-nucleotide messenger RNA. It is a transcript of the gene thnsl2, whose product is annotated as threonine synthase-like 2. NCBI's taxonomy places the organism in Eukaryota, Metazoa, Chordata, Actinopteri, Scombriformes, Scombridae. The record is from RefSeq and is a predicted model, not a curated record. The transcript has 9 exons. Bases 1004 to 2470 code for a protein of 488 amino acids. Gene Ontology annotation, molecular function: pyridoxal phosphate binding. Gene Ontology annotation, biological process: dephosphorylation; 2-oxobutyrate biosynthetic process.
GUAUAAUAGACAGAGAGUAGUAAAUGCAGUGUGCUGACUGUGCAGGUGUGAUAGUAAAGUGACAUUUUAACAAUGUUGGCUGUUCAUUUCCUGUUACUGUCACUAUCAUCUGAUUAGAUACAGUAUACACAGUACAAAACAAUACAGCAUAACUGUUAUAGUAGAGACCUAGUAAAUGUUACUACAUGCUUGAAAGUAAAUGCUGCUCAGCUUUCUGACAGCUGAAUGAGGGAGCUCUGCGUCACUAUGUUUCUGUCACAGUCUGACACGUGCUUUCUCUGCAGUGAUCGAUCAGUUGUACAUAGCUGUGUGGAAAAUGACAGAACUACUUACAUCCAUCUUUUCGCUGCCAUUAAUUUAACCCAUGAUAUGAUUAGGAAAUGUUGUUAUAUACUGCUGAGAAGUACCAGAUCAUCCCUGCUGGUUUUCCAUCAUACUUUCAUACUUAAUCCAGUAUGAUCCUGUGGUGGAAAAUUCAUGCGUGAUGUAAUGAUUUUAAAAUGAUGUGUUAAGGGGUCAUAUAGCAAAUGUGAAAGCUAAAUACAUAUAUGCAAUAUUGUUUUAAUUAUGUGUAUGAUAAAGCAUUGCUGUGGGCAUUGGAAGUAUGAUUGUGCGGGGAGUGUUUUUCAUAUUCCACAGGGUAUAAUGAUUUGUGCGUUAUUUUUCUUGUGUGUUUAGUGGAAAGUACAGGACAUUCUGUCUCUCUCAAUAUUUAGUUAGACGAGACACAGAGACACAUGAGCAGAUUUCAGACACUGUUGGUUUUUUUUGAUUGCUAGCCUAUUAAAAUCUAGGGUGUUGUUGUGAGCUUUGUUAAGAACCAAUGAGGUGAUUGAAUAAAAAUCGGUGAUGUGUACAAGUAUUACUGGAUUUGUUUGUCUAGUUCAGUUGCUCUGCGCAGAUUAACUCAGGUCUUUAACGUCUCUUGAUUCGAAUAAAGACCUCGUUCUUGUGUUUUGUCUCCAAGGUUAAUUCUACUACAAUCCUAAAACAGGUUUGUGCGAUGAAGUACUGUAGUACUCGGGGUGGGGUCUAUGGAUGGAACUUCAGGGAUGUGCUGUUUUCAGGUUACGCUCCGGAUGGGGGGAUGUUCAUGCCGGAGAGCGUCCCUGCGCUGAGCACUGAGACUCUGAGGGGCUGGAGGGGGCUUCCAUACACCAAAGUGGUGGUUGAGGUCGCCUCGCUGUUCAUCCCCUCUCAUCUGAUCCCCAGAGAGGACCUGGAGGCCCUGGUGGGUACAGCCCUGUCUGGAUUCUCAGUGCCUGAGGUGGUCAGCAUCGCCCGGUUGAAGGAUGGUCUGUCAAUCCUGGAGCUCUUCCAUGGAGACACCUUGGCCUUUAAGGACCUGGCUAUGACCUGCACUGUGCACUUCCUCGACUACUUCCUGCAGAAGGAGAAGCGCAGGGCUACUGUUCUUGUAGGUACAUCAGGAGACACUGGCGGCUCAGCCAUCCAGAGCGCAAAAGGUCUCUCUGGGUUGGAUGUGGUGGUAGUUUACCCCCAAGGACGCAUCACCCCAGUCCAAGAGAAACAAAUGAUCACCUGCCUGGAGGAUAAUGUCCAUGUGUUUGCAGCGGACGGCUGUUCAGAUGACAUCGACCAGCCUCUGCGCCGUCUGUUUGCCGACCAGGAGCUGGUUCAGUCUCACUGCCUCAUGAGCCUCAACUCAGUCAACUGGUCUAGAGUCAUGAUCCAGCUCGCCCACUUCAUCUAUGCUUACUUGCAGCUCAGUGGUAUGGAGCAGGUCGAGGCUGACACAGCCCUGCCUGAGCUGGAGGUGGUGGUGCCCACUGGAGGGGCAGGCAACAUCGCAGGUGGUUACAUUGUAACACAGAUGGGAUUGCCCCUGAAGCUGGUGGCCAUGGUGAAUGCUAAUGACAUAGUGCAUAGGACCGUCACCUCUGGAGACUUUUCCAUGGCAGCUAAUGUCAAACAAACACUGGCCCCUGCCAUAGACAUCCAGGACCCUUACAACAUGGAGCGGGUGUUCUGGCUGCUGCUGGGAAAAGAUGGUGCUUUAGUGAAGAACAUGAUGGAAGAGUUUCAGAAUUCACAUAGACACUCUCUGCCUGAAUAUCACCGCAAACUGUUGUCACAGUCUUUGUCUACUGGAACAGUGACUGAUGAAGGGAUCCUGGAGACCAUGAGGAGAUGCUGGGAGGACAACCAGUAUGUGCUGUGUCCUCACACAGCUGUGGCUGUAUGGCAUCACUACAACUGUCCUCACAGCCCUGGACUUAACAGGUGUUAUAUUGCCACAGCAUCUCCAGCCAAGUUUCAGGCAGCAGUGCAGAGGGCCGGUUUGACCUUUCACCUACCAGAGGCAGUGCGGGUGUUGGCUAAGUUGGCAACACGUUAUCAGAACCUGGAACGGAGCCUGAACUGGUGCAAAGACUGGGAGGACAGACUGAGAGAGAAAAUCCAGUCUGUGAGCUCAGCCAGGAAAAACGGAGUGACUUAUUACAACUGAUUUUAAGUUUGUAUCAAACUGGAAAAUAGAGUUAUGGUCAGGUGACUCUGGCAGAUUGUCCUUGAUCUAUGCACUUCCUUAUCUAGCUUUAGUAAAUGAUGUCGAUGGGAAAGGCUGUUUGUCUUUGAUGGACUUUGGUUUGUAGUGUCAGACAACUUUACUUUGUAUUUCUACAUUAAUGUCAUUCACCACAAACCAAUUGACUAUUCACAAUGUUCAAUCUUCUUCCACAACUUUAACACAAAUGCAAAAAAAUGUAUGCUAAAGAAUAAAAUUAAGCCAUUUCUGUGAAUCCAUUUGUCUCAAAAACAAUAAAAAGACAAAUUUUUAAAAAGUG